Tetranychus urticae (two-spotted spider mite) is the source of this 1017-nucleotide messenger RNA. RefSeq lists its product as uncharacterized. The record is from RefSeq and is a predicted model, not a curated record. Lineage: Eukaryota; Metazoa; Arthropoda; Arachnida; Trombidiformes; Tetranychidae.
UGUGAAGGACAACCUGUGAAUAACUCGGUGGUUAAGGUCAUUACGAAUUGACUGGAAAGGCCAUGAAAUAGGAACGAUUGGACUAUCGCUCUGAUAUAUACUGAAGCGAUAGAUUAGGUUUUAUUGAUCAAAGGUUAUAAAUCCAAGGCCUCAUGAAAUGACGCUUCUUUUUUCAUCAUCUUUUUCAUUUCAUGUCCAAAAUCUGGUGAACAGUAAAAGAUAAUCCUGAGAAAAUAGUAUGAAAUGAUGAAGGAGAAGAAGGAAGAAUGGUGAUGAGAAAGGUAGAGAGAAAAGUUAUUAUAAAAAAGAUUACUGAAGAAUAAUGGAGGAAGUUUCUUAGGUAAAACCGGUUUUAUCAACGCUAAAGAAGCUGAGUUAACCAUCAUCCGUUUCUUUUUCUCAAUGACUUUUGCCAUACUUGGCAUAUGAAUAACAUCAUUCGCCAUUACCACCAUCAUCAUUUCUCUCUCCUGAUCCACAAAAUUUCAGUUAAAUUCCAAUAGAUUCAUCAACUAGUUAUUUACCAGAUAUCUACAAUGGCCAUUAUGGAUUUCAAAUUAGUGGUCUUAAUUUUGACCAUUGGCUUGGUUCAUGGAGACAUGAUGAGAAAAAGCAUCGUUUUUGAUAUCAAAACACCCAAGGUUUUCUAUUGUCCACAAGAGAAGCCAACAGAUGUUAACAAAAUGAUUGUUAAAUCUCGUUCAUUGGAUAAAUUAUGUGAAUAUGGAGGUAAAGGUGUACCAAAAAAUUCAAGAUCCGAUUGUUAUAAUGACAUUGACGAAACCGAAUAUGCCUGUGCUGAAAAACAAAGGAUAUUGUUACGUAUCAACCCACCAAAUGACACAGAAACUACAACUACAGCUAUUCCAUCUCCUGAUAUGCCUGAGUAUAUUAAGAUCAACAAGAAGGACACAGGAUCUGGAAAGCCUGGAAAAUCAAAGAAAUACUAAUUCCUGUUGCAAUCAAGUAUUCUAAUGCCCUUAAUCGAGAUCUGAGAUUUUGACCGAAAUAUAUUUG